Messenger RNA from Drosophila mojavensis, 2141 nucleotides. Its product is annotated as glycerophosphodiester phosphodiesterase 1. NCBI's taxonomy places the organism in Eukaryota, Metazoa, Arthropoda, Insecta, Diptera, Drosophilidae. The transcript is spliced from 6 exons. Bases 256 to 1269 code for a protein of 337 amino acids. Gene Ontology annotation, molecular function: phosphoric diester hydrolase activity. Gene Ontology annotation, biological process: lipid metabolic process. The record is from RefSeq and is a predicted model, not a curated record.
AGACCACUUCUUAUUGGAAAAUUCGUGCACACAUCGUUUCACUGCGCUUGUGAUUAACCGACAAAUUAAUUUAGACUUAAUUAAAUACAAUAAUUGCGAUUAGAAACGGUUUUUAAGCCAACGAGUCGAGGAGACAAAAUACAAAAAGUUCUGGCACGAUUACGAGUGGCACAAACGACCAGUAGCAGAGUGGGAGUGGCAAGUGGGACGUUGGUUGGCGGCGCGCAUUUCUUAUUGGGCAGCAUCUUGUGGUGAAUGUGGUGGCGCUGGUGCUGGCUGUGCCUGAAAAUGAUCUACAAACUAUUUUGCUGCACAAUUAGUCUGGUCUUCUUCUGCUUCAAUGUGCUGUGGUUCUUCUGCAAUUUGGCCAUUCCCUGGUGCACCCUGACCCUGGUGGCCAUUUGUGUGGCAUCAAAGUUCGUCAAGUUGCAGCGCAGCCCCAAUGAGAAGCGUUUGCUCAGUCUGCUGAACACACCGGACGAUUGGCCCAAUUACUGGCCCAUCGCGAAUCGAGGCGCCGGCUACGAUGCGCCCGAGAAUUCGCAGGCAGCUGUCAAAAAGUGUCUGGCACGUGGCUAUCGAAAUGUCCUGCUGGAUGCCGGCAUUACGGCCUGCGGCGAAAUAGUUAUUGCCAAUCGACUGACCUUGGAGCGAGCCGGCCUCACGGGCAACCUCUCGCAUCACACACUCCAUGAACUGCAACAGCUGAGCAUAACGGAGCAGCAUCCAAUGGGCUCGCAGUAUGAUCGGGAGUCGGUGUCCACGUUGAAGCAAUUGGCGGACUUUCUGGAGGAGCAGAACAUGCCGCCCACUUUGUUCCUUCAUUUGCAGGACACCAGCGCACUGAUGAUUGAUCAGCUGCAGAAGUUUAUGGCAGCGAAUGAGACGUUUACGCAACGAACCGUUGUGAUUAGUCGGUCGCCCUUGGCCAUUUACCAGCUGCGUAAAUUGAGGCCUGAAAUCAUUUGCGGCCUGUGGCACGAGAGCUAUUUGUCGCUGUCCAUACUCAAAUCGUCAACGCUUAUUACAUCAAUUUAUGGAGCAAUUUUGCGAAACAUAAUUGCGCCUGUAAUUGGCAUUAGUGUUGUAUUUCUCAACAAGGAAGAGUUCAAUUUGCACAUAGGCGAUCUGUGGCGCAAUGUGGGCGUACGUCCAAUUGUUUAUAUGGUGAAUUCGCCAAACGAGAAACGCUAUUUCCAGAAGACAAUGAAAACACAAUACCUCACGGACUCUCUGCGCUCCGAGCCGCAUCUCUUGAUGAAAGCCUAAAAAAAACAGAACGACGCAAACAAAAUUCGAAGUUGAGAGCAAAAAACAUGCGCGCACAAAGCACACACAAAUCAUUUGCAUUUAUGUUUAUUUUUAAAGAGUCUAUGCACAGUUUGUUUGUAAAUUAAUUGCUUAAUUUGUAUUGCGCCGAUCCACAAACUGCAGUUGAUUUUUUUUUUUUUGCUUUAUUGUUUUAUGCUUGAACAUGUUUUAAAGUAUUAUUCAGUGAAAUUGAAGCUAUAUUUUAUACUCUAUGUUUUUUAUAUAGUACAUACAUUUAUUUUAUGCUAAGUUCGUACGUACUACGUACUGUUCGUAGAUGCUAUUUGCGAUAAGAUUUUCACACGUCCUUUAUUAUUAUUUAUUAUUUUUAUUAUAUGUAAUAUUUAUUUAUCUCUAUUUCUUGUUAUAUAUAUAUAUAUUUUUUUUUUUUUUUGUAAUAUCAUUUUAUACUCUAUUAUACCUGCAUUUCCCAUGCUUUCUCAACUGGCAUAUAUUACAUCAACAUUUGUAAAAACAAGAAACUCUGCCACAAAAUGUUCUCAAGCAUAGGAUUUAUUUAUACGAUUUAUGCACUAACUAUACAAUAAAUGUAUAACCCUCUAUGGGCAGCUUUUAUACUCAAUUAUACUAAUAUUUUGUAGUCCCUUGUUAUUUAGAGCCCAAACAAAUAGAACUAUAGCUAUGCCUGUUGUAUUGGAGACACAAUCCGAAAUACUUAAUUGAGACAAGAAAAAAGUAACUUUGAUGUCUGAACGAAUUAGUUAUACGAUUAUACCAAAAAGCAAAACUAUUUUAUAAUGAUAUAAUGGAUCUAUUAUGUAUUUGCGUGAAGAAUACUUUUAAAAAUCAAAUAAACUCAAGUGAAAUUA